Messenger RNA from Dovyalis caffra, 1185 nucleotides. Lineage: Eukaryota; Viridiplantae; Streptophyta; Magnoliopsida; Malpighiales; Salicaceae. The record is from the annotation of a GenBank genome assembly.
AUGUCCUCCACAACCACACCAAUUUCCCCCACCACAACAACCCCGACCCGAACCGGAUCCUCCGAUGACAUAAUCGACACGACACCGCUUCUUUCAUCUGGACCACAAAAUGAAUCAAAUUCCAACUCUAGCCGCCGAUCCAUCCGCCGUCAAUCCCUCCGCGACGCUGCGAGGUUUCUACGCCGUGCAAGCAGCCGCCGUAUGAUGAGGGAGCCAUCGAUGUUGGUUCGUGAGACGGCGGCGGAGCAGCUGGAGGAGAGGCAGAGUGAUUGGGCGUAUUCGAAGCCUGUGGUGAUUUUGGAUAUCAUUUGGAACUUUGCGUUUGUGGCAGUGGCGGUGGGGGUUUUGAUUUUGAGCAGGAAGGAGAAUCCGGGUAUGCCGUUGAGGUUGUGGAUUUUAGGGUAUGGCUUGCAGUGCGUGUUGCACAUGGUUUGUGUUUGUAUGGAGUAUAGGAGGAGAAGAAGGAGGAGAGUUGCGUUUGGAGGAGGAGGAGAUGGUGGGAUUGGGAGUGAUGGGAAUUCGAGUUCCGGUUCGAGAGGUGAUUACGGAGACUAUGUUAGUUUGGCUCAGUUAGAAGAUGACGGAACUAGUAGUGUUGCGAAGCAUCUGGAAUCUGCAAACACGAUGUUUUCAUUUAUCUGGUGGAUCAUUGGUUUCUACUGGGUGUCUGCUGGUGGCCAAGCUUUGGCACGAGGCUCUCCCCAGCUCUACUGGUUAUGUAUAGUUUUUCUUGGUUUCGACGUGUUCUUUGUCGUUUUUUGUGUUGCUCUGGCAUGUGUCAUUGGCAUUGCUGUGUGCUGCUGUCUUCCUUGUAUUAUUGCAAUCUUAUAUGCUGUUACUGACCAGGAAGGAGCAACCAAAGAAGACAUUGACCAACUCCCGAAAUUCAAAUUUCGAAGGGAUGGUGAUAAUGAUAAGCUUGCUGGUGAUGAACAAGGAUGUUUUGGAGGAAUAAUGACUGAAUGCAGCACAGAUUCUCCAAUCGAACAUGUUCUUUCGGCAGAGGAUGCGGAGUGUUGCAUCUGCCUCUCUGCUUAUGAGGAUGGGGUGGAGCUAAGGCAACUUCCAUGCGGACACCAUUUUCAUUGUGCUUGUGUAGAUAAGUGGCUGUAUAUAAAUGCUACCUGUCCUCUCUGCAAGUACAAUAUCUUGAAAAGUACCAGCCAAGACAGGGAGGAAGUGUAG